UUCACAGAAUGUUUCAACUCCACAGAAGGCCCUCCCUGCCUUGCCUGUUCUUGCUCAACUGCCUUUUCAUGCUACUUAAGUCUUACAACCCGCGAAAAGCUCCAACAUUUCACUCAGGCCUCAAAACUUGCCUUCAGCCUCACAUCUCUCGGGCAACAAGUAGCCUAGGCAUCAGGUAACGCCAGGAAGAAGAUUGAAUUGCCUUUGCGACCGUGGAGGGGUUACCACAUGAAACUGAGAAGCCAGAAGACAAAUAAGCUGAUCCAAAAAGCAAAGGGCAACAGGGAUGUGUUACAGUGCCUCUUCUCAUUGUGAAAUGUCUCUGGAGACAGAGCAACAGAUGAGCUUUGCCUUGUGCUAGGAGUAGCCCUUUUGUGUUUUGCUGUGUUGUGCGUCAGAGCAAACGUGUCAUCUCCUUCAAGUCUGCUGGCAAGAUUCAGCAUCCCGAAUGCCAUUCCAACCCCGGAUAAUCGCCUUCUGCAUGGAGAUUGAAAGUUCUCCUCAUGGUUACGUGAGGAUUCUCCGAGUAAGAGGCUUGCAGAGAUGUUAUAGUUCAAUUUUUUUUCUGCGAAGAGCACCCCACCCCAUCAUCAUGGAGCAAAACAACAGUUUAGAGGACAACUCCAGCAUCGACUGUGAGCCAGUGACCUCUGACACUGUGGACAACAUCAGCAUGAUCUUCAAGGAGCUGCAUUCAGUAAUGGAUGAUAAUAUAGUUUUCUACAAGCAGCAAAACUCUACUGAGACCACCCAGCGCUGUGUUAAGUUGUUUUCUAGAGUUAAAGAUCUUGCCCGCUUACUGGAACCCAUGUUAAAAAGUUUCUCAGAGUUCUACCAUGUCUUCGACUUUGAUGUGGACACACCUGGCAAUGGCUACCGUAGCCUCACAAAGGUUGUUCUCUCAUUUGUCCAUCACAUGGUGGAAUGUGUGCGCCGACUGUCAGACCAGCGAUUUCGCAAAGAACGCAAAGCAAUGAAGAUGGAGGUGUACUGCUCAGCCUUGGAGCAGCUCUCUGUGAUGGUCAGCUUUGCCUGGCGUCUGCUCAAUGCCAAUCCAAAAGGUCAGCUCUUCUUCAAGGAUGACCAAGCCCUUUCUGUAGCAUUCGUUGAUGAGUACUUUCAUAUGAAGAGGGCUUGCUUCUAUGGCCGCUGCCUUGGAUUCCAGUUCAAUCCAGCCAUCAAAACCUUCCUCAAAGCAAUAUGCAUCGCUUUUGUGUCGUUUGAAGGCAACUAUGAGAAACAUCAUCAUGCAAUCAGUGUAGCAGCAGGCUCUCUCCUCUCCAGUGGGAAAUACGCCAUGGAUCCAGAGCUUUGUGGAGAAAAGUUUGAGGAAAUUACUAAAGACAUAAAUGUGCAGCUUUUAAAAGGAUUCUGGAACAUAACUGAAACAGAGGCACUAGCAGCGAUAGCUAAAAUCUCCUCCGUCCCUGUUCAUGUGAACAAAGAGAUUUCCUUUCUUCCAGAAAGCUUCACUUUACCUUUGACCUCAACAACUAGCCAGUAUUUGACUGUACCAGUACCUUUAACAUAUUCUGGACGAGCCCCAAUCCAGAUGAGACUGAUCUCACACAAGCUUCUUGAAGGACAGGAAAGUCAGGAAUUGAACAAUUUAGUCAAGUCAUCAGGCACCUCUGCCAAAGCUGAAAGGAAAUUAAAAAAAGACCUAGCACCAAAAUCAAAGCAUCUUGUAGUGCAUUUUCAUGGAGGUGGAUUUGUUGCACAUACUUCUAAGUCACACGAGCCCUAUCUAAAGAGCUGGGCACGUGACUUGGGUAUCCCAAUUCUGUCUGUCGACUAUUCCUUAUCCCCUGAGACCCCAUUUCCAAGAGCACUAGAAGAAUGUUUCUAUGCCUAUUGUUGGGCUCUUAAGAACUGCAGCAUGCUGGGAUGGACAGGAGACUAUGUUUGUCUAGCUGGAGAUAGUGCCGGAGGGAACCUCUGCCUCACUGUCUCACUGCGAGCUGCAGCCUGUGGAAUCAGGAUACCUGACGGGAUCAUGGCAGCAUAUCCAGCCACUUUGCUGAAGGCUACUCCACUGCCAUCUCGUCUGCUAGCCACAUUUGAUCUUCUGCUGCCUCUAAGCGUGCUAAUGAAGUGCCUUGGUGCAUACACAGGAUUAGACCCUCUGAAUUCCAACAUCAUCCACCCGCAGCUGGACAAUUCCCUGGAGGAAUACUAUCAGUCUCCAUUGCUUGCUCCUGACCAUGUCCUCAAAGGCUUACCUCCUGUUCACAUUGUGGCUUGUUCACUUGACCCUCUUCUUGAUGACUCUGUGAUGUUUGCCAAACGCCUGCGUGCCAUUGGGCAGCCAGUAACCCUCAGCAUUGUGGAAGGCUUGCCACAUGGGUUUAUCGGACUUGCUAAGUUUUCCAAGGAGGUCAAGGACUCCGCUAAAAUAUGCCUGGACAGAAUGAGGGAAGUGCUUCACCUGCAGCAGCCAGCCCAGUCGGAAACGAAAUGAAGCUGAAUGCCGACUUAGUCUUGGUGCCCACUUGGUGGACUUCAGAAUUCCUCACUACUGCUACAGAGACGCCAGUGCUGCAUAUUUUUAGGUGCUGGAAAGUAUCUCAGCACUUGUAUGGCUCUCAUUGUUUGGUAUAUCGUAUUUUGGAUGUUACAGGUACAGUACUGUUGUUAUUUUUCCAUUCAUAUUCCCACCACCAUGUAGGUGCAAGCAAUGUGGUUCAAGUAAAUGUCACUACCAUGUCAUGCUGCUGUUGUCAAUUUCGGUUUAUUUAUUUCAUUAGUUUUACUUGCUUCUGUGGUCAUAAGUUAUAUUAAAGAAACUAAUGCAAAUAAUAGUUUAAUUGAUCAAGGCCGUUAAAAACACUCACGCUAUAUAUAUG
Messenger RNA from Erpetoichthys calabaricus (reedfish), 2846 nucleotides. Its product is annotated as hormone-sensitive lipase-like. The record is from RefSeq and is a predicted model, not a curated record. Bases 449 to 2461 code for a protein of 670 amino acids. Gene Ontology annotation, biological process: cholesterol metabolic process; triglyceride catabolic process. Gene Ontology annotation, cellular component: cytosol. Gene Ontology annotation, molecular function: triacylglycerol lipase activity; sterol ester esterase activity. NCBI's taxonomy places the organism in Eukaryota, Metazoa, Chordata, Cladistia, Polypteriformes, Polypteridae. The transcript is spliced from 12 exons.